UCGAAGCUCAGUCAGCGAUACUGUGUUGUGGUUCGUCUGGUUAUUAAAAUCUUGAUGGACUGAACUAUUUAAUGGAUCUGUCUAUGUUUUACUGCGUGAUUAUGCUUCGCAGUCAAUAGUAGAAAGAUCCAUUUAAAGAAUGAUCGAUCAUGAUAUUUUCCUGCCUAAUAGUUUCUUACUUAAUUAGUAGCGUUGAAAGAAGUGGUAACUUGGUCAGCUGUUUAUAGUAAUUGGCUACAUUAGAUAAACAGAAAAUUAAAUUUACCUCUCUUAAGUUAAACCUUAUGGCGCCAUUGCUAGAAAAAUGCCUUUUGCAUAUGCUAUUACUUGAGAUGAUCUUAAACGUUAAUUAUAUUUACAUGUUGAUUCAUAAUUUAUAAUAAAAUACAGAGGGAUUCUUUUAAAAAUAAAUUUCAACUGAUUUGGAAUGUGAGUAGAAGCUGCAUCUUCUGGAAUAUCAGCUCUAAAGAGUUUUGGGUAGAACAAUUCUAUGAAACAUGGGAUUUGCCACUGACCUGCAAGGAAAAUCAUCACAUGAAGCUCUGAUGUCUUUACAAGAUGCUGAAUUGAGGCUUCUAGAGAAUAUGAAGCGAUGUAUGUCCUUAAGGGUAAAAUGUGAUAGGGAGUAUGCUAUUGCUCUAAAUUCUGUUUGCAUUCAAACAUUGAAAAUUGACCAAACAGAGUUGAAGGGAAGUAUGGUAGCUCGAGCAUGGAGUGUAAUUGCGGAAGAGACUGAAGCUAUGGGUCGAGUUGUUAAACAAAAUGCUGAUUACCUUGCAUCUCAUACUAUCGAUGACAUGAAUGCCUUAAUAUUAGAAAAGAGAGCUCUGCGUAAACUUUAUACAGAUGAACACAACAGAAUUCAUGGUGAACUAUUGCGUCUUCAAGAUGCUGUGAACAAAACUAGGAACCUGUAUGAAAAAUAUUUAGAACUGUGGAGAGUUUCGAAAGCAAAGUAUGAAGAUCAGUAUGUUAAAGGCAAAGCUGGAAAGAAACUUGAUGAAGCAAAGGAACGAUAUGUAAAAAUUACAAACAAACUUCACCGUCUGCACAAUGAUUAUGUUAUUUUGGUACACGAAGGAAAAGAAUAUGAAAAGCAUUUACGUACAACCCUUUUACCAUCCCUUCUAGAGUAUCACCAAAAUGUUCUCCAAGAAACUGUAGAUAGAUGGAAAACUCUAAUGUUACAGUUUGCUGCUUACACCGACUUUUCAAAUGACACAUUUCGUUCUUUGAAUAUAAAAAUAAAAAAGAGUAUCGAGUCAGUUGCUGGGGAAGAUGAAUACAAGGAUUUUACUGACAAACACAGAUCAAAUCCACCUCAACCUCUUGAUUUUAAAUUUGAUGAAACUCUUUUAUAUGACUACAGUGGUUCUUUGAAACCAAAUCAGUUGGCUCUAGAUGAUAUGACAUUUGAUGCUUUAAAAGAAAAGUUGCAAGAUUUGAAAGAAAAAUUGUUCCAGUGUCAGACAUUAGUAAAAGAAAAAGAGCUGGAAAUAGGCCAGUGUGAAAAUGAAAUAAGAUCUGUACGAAAAACAUCGGAAACAGAAAACAUGCAUUCUGUGAAGCGACGUGCCAUUGGUAUAUUGCGUAAAGAACUUGGUGAAAUCAAGUGCCAAGAGCAAAGGCACCAGCAGCUGUACAAUCUUAUAUCAAGUUGGGUUAACAAUGUUGAUCCUAAAGACCUUCCUCCUGGUCUUGAACUGCCUGAUGUUUCGUCAAGUGACACAAAAGAAGAUGAUGCCUCUAGUCUGAAUGCUUUGGGAAGGAGAUCUGCACGAAUAAUAAUGUCAAAGUUGCGGCAGCCAUUUCAUGCCUUUCAUAAAAAAGUAAAUAAUACAUUUGAUGAAUCUUUUACUUCACAAGGGAUUAAUCAAAGUUACUCUCUUACAAAUCCUGGCCAUGAUAAUGUGAUUUUAAAUCCCUCAUAUACUAGUCUUCAGGAUGAAGAUUGGUUUCAUGGAGUUCUUCCACGAGAAGAAGUAGUUCGUCUUUUAGUAAAUGAGGGUGAUUAUUUAGUUCGAGAAACAUACAGAAAUGAUAGCAAGCAGAUUGUCCUUUCUGUUUGUUGGGAAGGUCACAAACAUUUUAUCAUACAAACCACACCAGAUGUAUGUAUCUAGAAAUUUGGUAUUUUC
Messenger RNA from Stegodyphus dumicola, 2138 nucleotides. Its product is annotated as tyrosine-protein kinase Fer-like. Gene Ontology annotation, molecular function: non-membrane spanning protein tyrosine kinase activity; ATP binding. Gene Ontology annotation, biological process: peptidyl-tyrosine phosphorylation. The record is from RefSeq and is a predicted model, not a curated record. NCBI's taxonomy places the organism in Eukaryota, Metazoa, Arthropoda, Arachnida, Araneae, Eresidae.